Molecule: messenger RNA, 276 nt
Organism: Dovyalis caffra
Lineage: Eukaryota; Viridiplantae; Streptophyta; Magnoliopsida; Malpighiales; Salicaceae
Source: the annotation of a GenBank genome assembly
AUGGCUGAUAAAGUUAAAGCUCAAGACGACGAGAGGUCAAAUAAGUUUGUUCCAGACUGUAAAAAGGGCCGGAAUGCUUUCAUGCCAUUCAAAGGACCCCUACUGAAUCUAAUUUACCAUCCUCUUGCUGCCACUGUAAUUAGGAAAAAGGAUCAGCUGCUUAGAAAAUUCCACUUCGUUGAUUUUAUCGUGGGUCAAGAAGAAGUGGGUUUGGACGGAGGAAGUAAAAAGGACAGGGAGAGAACAGAAUGGUUUAUCUUUGUUGGAGACUUGUAA